AUGGCAGCAGUCAACGCAACACGCAAGUGUCCCAACGAUUGUGACUGUGAUGACAGGGAAGGACGCUAUCGUACGGUCUGCAACAAAGUGGAAUGGAUCAUUCCGCCACUGUCCCAUUUUGAUCCGGACGUCGAGAUACUCGUAAUCUCAAACACGCGCCAUCCAAUCAACGUGGGACCACAGUUUCAGUUUUUCAAAAAGCUCGAAAUCUUACGCAUCAUUCACGCCAACAUACCCUCGGUGGGCGAUCGUUCCUUCUGGGGCUUGGUACGGCUCAAGUUGAUUGACAUUUCGCACAACAACAUCACCCAGCUAGCGAUGGAGAACUUUCGCGGGCAGGACAAUCUGAUCGAGCUCGAUCUCUCCCGCAAUCGGUUAGAUAACAUCGCUAGUGGCACGUUUGGUCAUUUGAAGGAACUCAAAAAACUUCAUCUGAUAGAUAAUUCCAUUACCGAGUUUAAUCAGCGGUUGUUCCUGCAUCUGGCUAAGCUCAAGUACCUGGACCUAAGCCACAACUCCAUCGACGAUCUGCCACCGGAAGUGUUCAAAGAUGUACAGGAUUUAAAAACACUCAAAGUACGAGGAUGUCGCCUGUCCAACAUUAAUCCACAGAUUUACAACAUUCUUUCCCACUUGACAGAACUUGACUUGGGUCAAAAUCAGAUAAAAUUUCUUGACCGGGAAGAGUUUAAGGACUUGGUGCAUCUGGAAAAGCUACGCCUCGACGGCAACCAGCUUUCAGUGAUCGUCGAUGAACUGUUCAUUUCCCAAAGGGGUUUGAAAUAUCUCGAUAUUUCCCGUAACCGGUUGGCCAAAAUCGCAGACCGAGCAUUCGAAAACCUGACCAGCCUUAUACAUCUGGACGCUUCGUACAACAAGCUGUCCCACAUUGAGCCGGCCUGUUUCCGCCCGCUCCGGAACCUGCAGACGCUUAACAUUAGUGGGAAUUUGCAGCUGGAUUUGAGCGAAAUGGAGGACACGAUACAGGUCAUAAAGAACAUCACCGGGCUGAUGGUGUCCGAUAUGGGCGCGUUGCCACCGAACCUCUUCACUCCAUUCCUACGUCUGGAAACUCUCAAUCUGUCUGGCAAUCAUAUCGAUAACAUCACGCUACAAAUCAUCGAACCAUUGCACCAGUUGAAGUUCUUGGAUCUGUCCCGGAAUCAGCUAAACGGCAUCCCAGAACGCUACGCAACCCAGCUCGCUAAGAUCACCGACGUCAAGCUGGAAAACAACCCCUUGAUAUGCGACUGGUGUCAUAUGGGACCGCUCAUCACACAAUCGAAUAAGCUAAAGCCCCCACGUCUUCCCUGGCAGGAAGUUCCACGUUGCUUUCUACCUGAACGGCUUCGCGAGGUGCGCAUCGACGGGCUGCACCAGGACGGUGUCGAGGACUGCAUGGAGGUGAUAGUAGACGAGGAUCAUGAUGCUGCCAGCACGUCGCACAACUUUCUCGAGCAAGCGGGCAGCGUUAGCAUACUGGCAGCCUGUGGGCUGAUAAUAUUCAUCAUACUUGCCAUCAUCGUCGUGUCCACGGCACUCUGUCUCUCGAGGCAUCGGGCGCGCUAUUAUACGCACGAGGAUAAACGAGACACAAUACUCGAGAAAAAUGCCGAAACGCCCAUCAUCACGACCGGCAGCGAGAUCAACUUCAAGUUCCCGUACAACGAGCGUGUCUGCACGAUCGACGAAAUGUGCAUCCCACCGCCACCACCACCGCCCGGCAAGCUGGCCCCGGCCAGCAUCGAACGGUUUGAUUAACGAACGGAACCAGCGGUCCGUAUCGGGGCGGAUGGGCUUCUUCCAUCCACCACCACACCCGAUUCGGUCGCCGAAACCGUUGCCCUGAUCGAGCUAACGGGCAGCCAUCCCGGUUCGAAGGACUCGCUACUGUCCGCAACCGAUGGGCACAGUACGCGAACCGUCACCAUUAGCAGCAUAUCGCAGUGUGCCGACAUACAGCCGGAUGUACCGCCGACGAGCAGCGGUCCCGCUGCGAAACCCUUCACACCGAAGAGCAUCCUUCGAAAGCGUACCGACACGGGGCU
Molecule: messenger RNA, 2048 nt
Organism: Anopheles maculipalpis
Lineage: Eukaryota; Metazoa; Arthropoda; Insecta; Diptera; Culicidae
Product: insulin-like growth factor-binding protein complex acid labile subunit
Exons: 11
Coding region: 1-1761 (586 amino acids)
Cellular component (GO): voltage-gated potassium channel complex
Molecular function (GO): voltage-gated potassium channel activity; transmembrane transporter binding; potassium channel activator activity
Source: RefSeq, a predicted model, not a curated record